UUGUUUUCCGUCGGCGUUAUUGCAUUACAGUUCAGUUGUGUGUCUAAUCAGUGACAAGUCAAAAAGGUGAAGCAUCGAAUAUGCCGAAAAAAGCAGUUUGCGUUUUGAACGGCGAAAUCGUUAAGGGAACCCUUUGGUUCUCCCAACAGGAUUCGUCAAGCCCGGUUGAAGUAACCGGCGAAGUGACCGGUUUGGGCAAAGGUCUUCACGGCUUCCAUGUUCACGAAUUCGGCGACAACACCAACGGCUGCAUCUCCGCCGGGGCACAUUUCAACCCCCACAACAAGGAUCAUGCCGGUCCUUGCGACGAAAGCCGUCAUGUAGGCGAUUUGGGCAACAUUGAAGCUGGAGAUAAUGGCGUUGCCAAAGUCAACAUUGUCGACAAGGUUAUUUCUUUGGAUGGGGACCACAACAUCAUUGGUCGCACUCUGGUUGUCCAUGCUGAUCCUGAUGAUUUGGGCAAAGGCGGACAUGAAUUGAGCAAGUCCACCGGUAAUGCUGGCGCCAGGGUUGCCUGUGGUGUUAUUGGAUUGGCAAAAAUUUAAAAUAUUCAUUCCAAAGUUUUUCCGUUGUUUUUUAUAUUUACUUUGUUAGUACUCUUGGAUCCUUAUGAACAAUAAAAAUAAAAUUUAAUGUUGCAA
This is a messenger RNA of Aethina tumida (small hive beetle), 641 nucleotides long. It is a transcript of the gene Sod1, whose product is annotated as superoxide dismutase [Cu-Zn]. Gene Ontology annotation, biological process: removal of superoxide radicals. Gene Ontology annotation, molecular function: copper ion binding; superoxide dismutase activity. The record is from RefSeq and is a predicted model, not a curated record. NCBI's taxonomy places the organism in Eukaryota, Metazoa, Arthropoda, Insecta, Coleoptera, Nitidulidae. Bases 81 to 545 code for a protein of 154 amino acids. The transcript has 2 exons.